Molecule: messenger RNA, 2234 nt
Organism: Glycine soja
Lineage: Eukaryota; Viridiplantae; Streptophyta; Magnoliopsida; Fabales; Fabaceae
Exons: 2
Coding region: 362-2029 (555 amino acids)
Source: RefSeq, a predicted model, not a curated record
GGAUUUUUUUUGUUAUCAAGCUUUAAUAAAGCUAAGGUGUGGUGUUUAACUUGUUUAUUCCAUUUCAUCAGCAGCAGCAAUGUACUUUUGGGUCACCAAUCCACACACAAACACACAGACACCGGCAUUUUCCAACAUUCCCAAAGACAAAGUCCUAGGAUAAGUUAAGAACAACUCCAAUCUCUUGCACUUUCUUGUUUCCACAUUAUUAUUAUUAUUACUACUACUACUUGUGUAGCGUGUGUGUUCCACAUUGUUGCUUGUUGCCCUACCCAUGAUCUUGGAACUGAGAUGAGAAGCCACAUUGAUUAACAAGAGCAACAUUAGAUCUCCCAAGUUGAAGUCUUUGGAGACACCCAUUAUGAUGGGGGGUGUGAGUCUGAGGGAAUCAUGGUGUUUCUGCAAAGGGGUCAGCAAGUCUGAGAGAAUGAAAGCUGCUAUUUUUACAGGGAAGGCUCAGGCCAUGGCCACAAUCACCGCCACCGCCUCCACCGCCGCCGUGCCUAAUGGGGCUUUCGGCACCGGGUUUUUAAUCCACCGGAACCUUCUAUUGACCACUCACGCCAAUCUUCCGUCGGUGGUCGCCGCCGACACCGCUGAGAUCCGGCUUCACAAUGGUGUGGCUGCCACUCUUGUUCCUCAGAGGUUUUUCAUUUCAAGUUCUGUAUUAGAUCUUACGAUUGUGGGUUUAGAUGACGCGGAUGGAGACUCAAAUGCACAGGGUCAGUGCCCUCACUACUUGAAGACCAGUUGUAAAGCCAAUCUAGAUCUGGGAAGUGCAGUUUACCUUUUAGGCUACACAGAGAAACAGGAGCUCACUGUUGGUGAAGGAAAGGUGGUCAUUGCCACUGAUAAUCUCAUAAAACUGUCAACUGAUGGAAUUCAAUGGGGUCCCGGUUCUGCAGGUUUUGAUGUGCAUGGCAAUCUAGCUUUUAUGAUAUGUGAUCCUAUGAAAUUAGCCACAUCACCAAAUACCAAAUCGCCUUCAACUUCAACGUCAUCAUCAUCAUCCUCUUGGAAGAAAGACCACCCCAUGCAAUUUGGCAUACCAAUUCCUGUCAUAUGUGAUUGGUUAAACCAGCAUUGGGAAGGCAACCUUGAUGAGCUUAACAAGCCAAAAUUACCAAUCAUGCGAUUGAUGUCAACCGGCCCAAAGAGCGAGCACUCGUGUGCUUCCUUCACCCUGCGGCAAGUUUUCAAGUCAACUGAGGGCGAUGAUGAUGACACCCCUUCCUCAUCAAACAAUGCCUCAAAGGCAAGGGAUCAGGGACCAAGCUCUUCUGCUGCUACCAACGCAGUUGAAGAAGAAAGCUUGAUCACUAAUCCCAAUGUUGCACAUGUACAGGGAAUCCCCACUCCCGAAAUAUACGAAUCACCUAGAGUAACUGCUGUCCCACUCAGAAGGAAAGAAAACAUACCAUUACAGCUUUUGGACAUCAAUUUUCCUCCAAGGACUUCCAAACCUGCAGUUUUUCCACAAUCAUCCAAACCAAAAACUGCUGAAAAUCUUGCCAAAGAACCUUUGCCCGAAAACCAAGUAGAAGGAGAACAAAACAAGCACACAAGGCCAACAACUCCUAUUCCAGAUGUUUCCUCAACAGGUUCUGUCAAUGGAGCAGCUCAAAGUGAGGUUCAGUCUAGUUCGUCUCCCGUGGAAGUAUAUGAGAUGCAAAAUGGAUACAGCAGCGAAGGAGAGACCAUGUACUCGGCAGAAACAGCUGAGUCUCGCAACUACACAAGCCCCAGAGAGUUUAACUUUCAACAAGUGGGAAGGAGCCAGAGUUGUGUGAGUUACAAUAGGUGGGGUGCUGCACCAAGAAGCCAAGUUGCACGCGGGAUGAUGGUGGAAAAUCAGAGAAGCUUCAUGCAUGUGAAGAGAAUGUAUUCACAAGGUGCAACAACUUCUCAGCGAAGCAAUGACUAUUUCAGCCCCACUGUCUCCUCAAUCAUGAAACGUAACAGCGGCUCAAGCAAGCCACCACCCCGGCAAAGUGCUGUUCAUUCUCCUUCACCCAGAUGGAUGUUUUGAUUGAUUGCUACUUUAUAUAUGAUGUUUCUACUUCAUAAAGUAAAAUUCAAAAAAAAAAGAAAAUUUAAAGAAAAAGAGUAUAGUGGCUUUAUGUUUAUAUUCUUUUUGUUCUCCAUAUUUAUAUGCUCUUUAUUUUUUAUGAAACAUGUGCAAAGACUAGUUAUGGUGAAUAAGAAAUUUAAGCCAAAAUGUAGAUUUCUUUCAA